GGAUCCCUGAGGGAUGGAUGAGCAAGAUCAAACAGGCCGUGUCGGUAACUAGCGGGUCGGUGCGGUACAAGACAAUAGGCAAAGGAUAGUCGGGGUCACAAGCCGGGUUCAGUAACUCACGGGCAGCGUGGUACAGGGGAUCAGGCAGAAGGAUGGUCAGGCAAGCCAGGGGUUCAACAGGAGACAGUCAGCAGAGGUCAGGAUCAAGCAGGGUCAGCAACGAAGCAGGAACACAGGAUACCAGGUACAGAGGCUCAUGGGAAAGCAUACACCAAGGCCCAGAUCACAGGCCUGGCCAUGCCUUA
Molecule: messenger RNA, 305 nt
Organism: Staurois parvus
Lineage: Eukaryota; Metazoa; Chordata; Amphibia; Anura; Ranidae
Source: the annotation of a GenBank genome assembly